Fomitiporia mediterranea MF3/22 is the source of this 500-nucleotide messenger RNA. RefSeq lists its product as uncharacterized. The transcript is spliced from 2 exons. NCBI's taxonomy places the organism in Eukaryota, Fungi, Basidiomycota, Agaricomycetes, Hymenochaetales, Hymenochaetaceae. Bases 120 to 500 code for a protein of 126 amino acids. The record is from RefSeq and is a predicted model, not a curated record.
CCGGACCGCAAGCGCUUUCUAAAACUGGCCAUCAGCUACGGUUGUCCGAGUGCUAACUCUGAACAAGUUUCUCCGCGUUCACAGACAGACCGCAUCAUUUACUCAAGCGUCCGCGGCCAAUGAGGUGUUCAGUUGGAGGAUCGUGCAUGCAGCCUUCGUUUUGCACGUACAAUGUCAUCCCUCGUCGCGUCAUUAGGUUCCAGUUCCAGGACUUUCCAACCGCUCUCAACGGAACUUCGUCUCUUGAGUUCUCACGCUCUGAUCGUUUGUUCUGUGCGAGAUGGCGGUCGCUAUCGCUCUUUACACGUGAUCCCGAAUCUCCAAAAUGGGGACUUUAUGAUAACCUCUUGGCGUUUGUCUCAGUCAAGAAAAUUACUGCGCUUGAUCGGUGCUCAAACUGGGCGCAUCAUGGAACACUCUUGCUCGAUGUGCCGGCAAUCAACGCGUCGUCUACCCCGCUUCAAGACAAUAUAAAUACCUCCAUACAAGCCAGUCCAUAA